Molecule: messenger RNA, 1465 nt
Organism: Chara braunii
Lineage: Eukaryota; Viridiplantae; Streptophyta; Charophyceae; Charales; Characeae
Source: the annotation of a GenBank genome assembly
CCGAGCAAAGAAAAGGAGCCGAUCAGGAGCUAGAGCAUCAAGAUAACCUUUGAGGGGGAUAUGGCGACCACAUCCAUAAGGGUGGCAGCCACCAAGUCGACGAGAGGGUCUACAUCGAAGAAGACUGACACGGAUUACGUGAUGCCGGAGAAGGACGGGCAGCGGGUCGAUGGAGAGGAGGUUAUGCUUUCGUCGCGAAAGCGGGGAGUGAAAAAGUUCUUAAUGAAGAGUUCGUUGGACAAGAUUGACACGGUCGAGCCACUAAGGCGGGCCGUUCGGCAACCCAUGCAGUGCUCUAUUCUGGAGUACCUGGCGGCAUCGAAGCCGUCUCGUGAUGAGUUACAAAUGAUCACGCGGAAGACUCGCAUACCUCUAUCUGAGGAGGGUCAGGGGGCCCCUAAGGCAGAAGCUUCUACAGUAGCGGUAACGGGGGUGACUGCCAGAGCGGAUCGCAUGGCGACAGUCCUUCUCGAUGGAAUGGAAGGUGUGCCUCCAGACAAGUUUUAUAUACUUGGUAGCGGGCCCGUGGAGACGAUUAUAAACGAUGGAGCGGUACUCGAUGCUGUGAUCGAUAACGGCAGUGAGGCUGUCAUCAUAGACGAGGACCUGGCAGUACAGGUUGGACUGGGCCUUGAUAGGUCAUACCUUUUCAAGAUAGAGACGGCUGAUGGGAGAAAGCAACAGAUCACUGAGGUUUGUCACAAGGCAGCCAUAAAGGUCCAAGGGGUACGAGUGACCCUGCCUGUCUUUGCACUCAAGAACCGCAGCUCCGACCUGCUCUUGGGUCGAACGUGGUUGAGCCACGUGCAUGCGGUGACGAUAGAGCGAUCUGAUGGGAGUCAAACAUUGUCCAUUAGGAAGCCAGACGGGACGCGGGUAAUGAUUGAGACAGUGGAUCCUCGGGACUCGAGGAAAAGAGCAACUCUCGCUGUGGGUGCGGGACCCAGUGAUCAGAUUAAGUCGUUACCUAUCUCCGGCCGCGCGGUGCGAUUUCGCGAGAAGAAAUAUGGACCACUGCUCACAGAGGAAGAAGGCCGGAUCGUGGAGGUGGAAGAUUUAGGGAGUCGGCUAAUAGUGGACGGCAACUCGUACCCAAAGGAAAAAGAUGAGGAAUUUGGCGGUGUGGUAUCCGUGACGUUUUUUAGGGUACGCCCCCCUAUGAAGGGCUACCCAAGCGACACAAGCGAGUAACUCAAAAAGUUAAGCCAGCGGCGGUGGGCCGCGAGCGAUCUGCACUGGAAGGGAUAUCGGAAGAAGAGAUCACGAAAGAAAUCAAAAAAAGAAAGAGAAAGGGGCCGCAACGCCUAACGGAAGAGAGGAUAGGAGGGAUGGACAUCGGAGAUGAGAAUUUGACCCCACAGGAGCGAGAACGUGUGAUAGAAAUCCUGAAGACAUGUGAUAAGGCCAUAGCUUUUAGUGACGUGGAGCGCGGUAGGGUUGACCCUCGAUACGCUAAGCCAGCAAG